Messenger RNA from Poecilia latipinna (sailfin molly), 3339 nucleotides. RefSeq names its product N-alpha-acetyltransferase 60, NatF catalytic subunit (gene naa60). Gene Ontology annotation, cellular component: Golgi membrane. Gene Ontology annotation, molecular function: protein-N-terminal amino-acid acetyltransferase activity; histone acetyltransferase activity. Bases 234 to 962 code for a protein of 242 amino acids. Gene Ontology annotation, biological process: N-terminal peptidyl-methionine acetylation. The transcript has 6 exons. The record is from RefSeq and is a predicted model, not a curated record. Lineage: Eukaryota; Metazoa; Chordata; Actinopteri; Cyprinodontiformes; Poeciliidae.
AAGCCUUGCCUGUCAGGUUACAAACAGGAAGAAAACAUCCAGUUGUUGUCCGAGCCAGGGACUGGAGUAGCAGCUUGCGUUCGAGUGGCUCCGGAAUGAGGCGUCUUUGAGGGUUGGAAACCAGCCGGGGUGUUACCAUGGUGUGUCCGAAGUAGUGACAGAACCGACUGAUAGCACGGGAAUUCAGUGCUGCUCUACUUUCCUCCGGGUGCGACUGUUGAAACGAGGUGUGAAUGAGUGACGUGGUGCCUCCCACAGCUCUCAGUGAAGUCCAGCUCCGCUUCCUUUGUCACGAUGACAUAGAGAAUGUCAAACUGCUGUGUGGUGACUGGUUCCCCAUCGAGUACCCAGACUCAUGGUAUCAAGAUAUCACCUCCAACAAGAAGUUCUUCUCCCUCGCUGCCACCUUCAGAGGAAACAUCGUGGGAAUGAUUGUGGCCGAGAUCAAAAGCCGGACCAAAGUGCACAAGGAGGAUGGAGACAUCCUGGCCUCCAGUUUUCCUGUGGACACACAGGUCGCCUACAUCCUCAGCCUGGGAGUGGUCAAAGAGUUCAGGAAACAUGGCAUAGGCUCCCUACUGCUGGACAGUCUGAAGGAGCACAUCUCGACGACCGCUCAGGACCACUGCAAGGCCAUCUACCUGCACGUCCUCACCACCAACAACACUGCCAUCCACUUCUAUGAGAACAGGGACUUCAGGCAGCACCACUACCUUCCCUACUACUACUCCAUACGCGGCGUCCUCAAAGACGGGUUCACAUAUGUGCUCUACAUUAACGGCGGUCAUCCACCCUGGACAAUAUUUGACUACAUCCAGCACAUUGGCUCCACCCUGGCCAGCCUGAGCCCCUGCUCCAUCCCACAGAGGCUGUACCGCCAGGCCCAGUCGCUGCUGCGCUCUCUGCUCCCCUGGUCCAACAUCGCCUCCAAAACCGGCAUACAGUACAGCAGGACCAUGUGACAUGGAGCAGAGGAGGGCCGUUCGCGAUGGGAGCCGUGCCGUCUUUGUCAUCGUCUCGCUCUUUUUAUCUGUUUUCUGUUUUUUUUAGGAGCUCGACCGUCCUCGUCAGUCUUACCCCUCCGCUGUACAGACCAAAUUCACGACAUUCUCAAUCUCUUCCGGCUUCCCUCUUCCUGCGUGCAUGACAACGGACUCAGGUUAAGCAUCCCCUCGUUCCCGCGCCAGAUCCUUGCCGUCGAUUCAAAACGCGUUCGGCGCCGAGCCUGCAGAUUCACAGGGUCGUAUUUAUAAAGUAGUUCCAGGUGAUUUUAGAGAUAUUCGCUUCCGAGGUAUUCUUCUUCCCGCUACUUGGCUGUAGUCAUGAACCACUCAGGUUACCCUGCCUGUAACCUGUGUUUACCCCGUUACUCCACAGCUGAGCCAAUCCAGAUUGACUUUGAGGCCAGACAGCGGAGCUACAGGUCAGAUAAUGACACGCAGAGGUCAGCAGAGGUCGUACCGUGAGACUGAAAUGAUGGUGCACGCUCACCAGGAACCACAGAGAGAGACUAAAGUUUUACGUCUCUUUUCAUCUUGUUAACUACUGUCAGAUACUAUGUAUUCUAUUUGUAUAUAUUAUAUUUAGCUAAUAUAUGAAUUUAUCUUAAUAUGUAUGUCGAUUCUAUUGUAUGUCGUUAUUGGGCUUAGUUUGACGAUGACCCAUUCUUGUCCCGUUUCUUUUGUUUUUCUUUUAAGUCUAGAUUUAAGUCUGAAUCAUUCACAGUUUUGUAAAAUUGACACUGAAAAGCAAAUUUUAUUGAUGAGAUUAUCGUAAUGUGAUUGAAAUAAAUUUGAUUUGGCAAAUUAUCUCUUUGAAACCAUUUACGUUUUCUAGGGGUGCAGUUUUCUGGCCGAUCGAUGAUCGGCAGGCAGUAUUUAAAAAAUAACCUGACCUGCCCAUUCCAAUUUUGGCCGAUCCAGAUUGGUUUUUGUCUGAAAUGUUGCUAAAUGUAGCAACAUUUGUAGGCCUUUGAAGAGGUAGACAAGAUCGGUUUCACAUGUAAGUAUCGACCGAUCUCCCAAAAUUAAGGAAAUCUGUGCACUCCUAAAUUUUUCCCCGCAAACACUCAUCAAAAUGAGUCUUUUAUUAGAAUAAAAGACUCAUAAAAGAUUCUAUGGCUAUACAUUCUGGCCACUGAACGAUGAUGCAGAGCUGUUUAAGGAAAUGCUCUCAACCUCAUUUAAAAAUCGUCCAAACACAGUCCUUGUUUUAUACAUUUUAAAAGCUGACUGAGUGCAGUCUUUUUUCUUUUUUUUUUUUACUUUUAUUUGCCUCUUUAUUGCUGCUAGUAUGAAGAAAUUUCCAAAUGUGAAGAAAUUUCUGUGCAGAUUUAAAAAAAAAAGAAAAUAUCCCAGUUUAGAUUUUUAUGUCAGCCUGUGAAAGAGAUUAGAAAAUACAUCCACUUCAUAUUCCUGCACACAUGCAGGAGGUGUGAGUUUUUGUGUGUUUAUUUAUCAGCACCGGCUUUUUUAUGUUUCGUUCUAUUUGAAUCAGAAGUAAGAAUUGGGAAUGACGUCAAAAAUAAAGGGAUAGUCUAUAGAAUCUCACUCUGGUUAAUAUGUUACUCACAGUAGAUAACUCCAAUCUCGAAAUGUCAAAAUAAGUUAUGUGAGAGAUGUCUUAUAAAUCUUUGAUUUGUUCCCACUGGGCGAUUAUUUAGCCGGAAGCCAAUGAUUACACACACAGGAAAUUGAGGUUGGAGUCAGCGCGCCUCCAAUGAUCUUCCUGUGUGAAACACAUACUGUGAAUUAAUAUUUAUUGUGUUUAUUGAUCAAACUGGUGAUCCUGCUGCAACAUACUUAUUAAUAGAGAGAAGUAAACUCCCAUUAGUCCAAAUAUGGCUUUUAUUACUGUAGCAGUCGCCACAUUUUAUGCGUUAGCUGGCAAAUCAAGUUUUGAGGUUCGGUGAGAAAUUUUCAUCCUCCAAAUUUCUGUAUCUAUUUUCACGGUUUUGUUUUUUUUUGUUGUUGUUUUUAUUGUUUUUUCAAUCUCGACUUGUGGAUUCAAAUGGAGCACAUGUAAGUGCCAAAUGCUAACAGUGACAUCAGGAAGCAACGCUGCAGUUUCUCAGUUUCAUUCUGUUCUGCUGGAGUUGAGAGGGAUUUUUACACCCAGGAGCUAAUGGAUCAGCCACUGAGCGAAUAAUGGAUUGUUUUGUUUGUUUUUUCUUGUUUUUCUUUUUUACUUGAUAUAGUACUGGGUUGAGGUAUGGGUGACAGUGUGGAGAAAUGGAAGUUCUUUGUGGAAACCUUAACAUUUCUCACUUUCCCUGCCCUGUGGAAGGUGAUGCAAGUUCUUUGCAGACAUUGUUUAUGCAAUAAAUCUGUUUCAUUUCAG